This is a messenger RNA of Botrytis cinerea B05.10, 1809 nucleotides long. RefSeq lists its product as hypothetical. Gene Ontology annotation, biological process: proteolysis. The coding region runs from base 156 to 1340 and encodes 394 amino acids. The record is from RefSeq and is a predicted model, not a curated record. The transcript is spliced from 2 exons. NCBI's taxonomy places the organism in Eukaryota, Fungi, Ascomycota, Leotiomycetes, Helotiales, Sclerotiniaceae. Gene Ontology annotation, molecular function: aspartic-type endopeptidase activity.
GGAUUGUAUAUAUAUCAUAUCGAUUGACGGAUUAUCUUUUUCUUUUGGUGGCAUUCGUUAUUUUUGGGUUUUUGAUCAUCUUUUUGCUGAUUGCUCUUUGCUCUUCCAUUCGACCUGAUCUGAUCUGAUUCCCCUUUCGCAUUCCAGCAUAUAUCAUGAAAACUUCACCAUUGGCAAGCCUGGUGGCUUUGAAUACCAUCACGCAUGCACAGACAGAUGCAAUUUCCAUGCCAAUCCGUCUCUUGUAUGGGUCGUUGAAUAAAGUCACCACGCCGGUUAUGGUGGGGAGUGGCAAUGAAGAAAUUGGGCAGAGUAUUGAUGUUGUGGUUGAUUAUGGGAGUGCGGAUUUUUGGGUUUUCGCUCCAAACGCAACCGUAAACUACGGAUCCCAAUAUCUUGGAUUCCCCGGUGCGUGCAACACCACUCCCUCAUUCUACUACCACCCCGACAACGCCACGGUCUCCAACUUCUCCGGAUCCUAUUCCUACGGUGGGAAUUCCAAAAUCCUCGACGCUACCCAUGCCGUAAACGAUACUCUCUAUUUCUCAUCCAGCCCCGCCAUCCCCAAUAUCGAAGUCGCGCUCAUCUCCUCCGGAACGGUGCGUCAGUAUGUUCCCGACGGUACGCCCUGUCCAGAGCUCUCUUACGACUACGGGAUCAUGGGCUUGUGCCCCUCGACCUCCAACGACAAUGGCCCCAAUCUCAAAACCAAUCUCCUCAACCAAGGACGCAUUUCCGCAUCCGUGGCCUCGAUGUAUUUCUCGCCUCCGCCGGCCGACGCAUCGAUCACGUACAACUUUACCGGAACCCUACUCUUGGGUGCGCUUCCCCCUGCGGAUUCCUAUACCGGGGAACUCCUCCCCGUGCCCAUCACGACGGCGGCAGGCUCAAUCGGAUACUAUGUUUCCCAACCCAUUGUAUCGCACGCGAACACUUCGAUUCCCACCGAUUACCCAACCGAGACAUGUCUAGUGGACUCGGGAUCCCUGGCGCUCACUCUCCCGUACGCAAGUAACAACACUGCGUUUUUCGAAACUACCGGAUUGACGACUGACGGUUAUGAUAUCAUGUAUCCAUCGAACUGUGAAGAGAUCCCUCGUGAUCUCACGCUAGAUUUCGCGUUUACGGGCACGGGAAAUGCAUCCACGACUGUGAGCGUGCCGUAUAGGUAUUUGGCGAGGGGAUCGCCGGGUCCCGGGGGCGUCACGCCGGAGGGCAUGUGUAUAUUGAGUGUGGUAAUGGGGAGUGGGUGUACGUUUGGAGCGCCGUGGUUCUUGGGCGCGAGCGUGGGGGCGGAUGAUGGGGAGGGGGUGGUGUGGAUUGCGCAGGCGGUUUUGUAAUGGGAUGGGUGGAGAAGAUGAUUGGGAGAUGUGAUGGAGAGAAGAAGAUAUAGAGGAAGAUUGAGAUUGAGAUUGAGAUUGGGGAGCAGAUGGAUUGGAAAGAUGUCUCUUGAGACAUUGUUAUAGACCUUAAUUCAAAUCUAAUAGAUGUUGCUAGGUACUCUUUAUUUGGGGAUGGAAUUCUAGUUGAUGGGUGGUGGAGUCUUCAUUUGUUUUUACAUGUAUAUAAUCCUCCUUGAUUUAUGUUUGAUAAGGCUCCAGUGGCUCUCCGAGGGUUACAGGGUCAGAGGGCGGGGGAGGUGGAGAUGGAAGUGGAGGUGGAUUACCUGGCAAGAGAAGAUAAUACUUUUCAUAUGCUUUACAAGAUUAUAUCUCGAGCGUAGCGAGCUAAAGGGGGUUUGGGGGCUUGCCCCCAUAAUCUCCAUCCAGAAUAAAACAUGUCUGUAAAUAUUUAUAAUUUUACACUGCA